Messenger RNA from Priapulus caudatus, 1870 nucleotides. RefSeq names its product tubulin alpha-8 chain-like. The record is from RefSeq and is a predicted model, not a curated record. Gene Ontology annotation, cellular component: microtubule; cytoplasm. Gene Ontology annotation, biological process: mitotic cell cycle; microtubule cytoskeleton organization. Bases 1 to 1284 code for a protein of 427 amino acids. Gene Ontology annotation, molecular function: structural constituent of cytoskeleton; GTP binding. The transcript is spliced from 5 exons. Lineage: Eukaryota; Metazoa; Priapulida; Priapulimorpha; Priapulimorphida; Priapulidae.
AUGUAUCACCUUACACCCACCUACCUGCUGCUCAUGUCACGCUACGCUGAUCUUGACAGCUCUAUACAGAUUUCGUUCAUCACGUUCUUUAGUGAGACGGACAAGCGGCAAGCACGUACCCGCGCGCGCGUGUUUCGUGGAUCUAGAACCACCGUCACAGACGAGGUGAGACACGGUCCAUACAGACAGCUGUUUCAUCCAGAGCAGCUGAUCACGGGUAAGGAAGAUGCAGCCAACAACUAUGCUCGCGGUCACUACACAAUCGGCAAGGAAGUUAUUGAUGUCGUACUGGACCGCAUCCGCAAGUUGACGGACCAAUGCUCAGGCCUGCAGGGAUUCCUAGUUUUCCACAGCUUCGGAGGAGGAACCGGAUCCGGCUUCACCUCUCUCCUCAUGGAACGUCUCUCUGUCGACUACGGCAAGAAAUCUAAGCUGGAGUUCUCCAUCUAUCCCGCGCCACAGGUGGCAACGGCUGUGGUUGAGCCAUACAACUCCAUCCUGACCACCCACACUACACUGGAACACUCCGACUGCGCCUUCAUGGUAGACAACGAAGCCAUAUAUGACAUCUGCAAGCGCAACUUAGACAUCUCGCGUCCGACGUACACGAACCUCAACCGUCUCAUCGGACAGAUCGUAUCCUCCAUCACUGCCUCCCUGCGCUUUGAUGGUGCCCUCAAUGUUGACCUGACGGAGUUCCAGACUAACUUGGUGCCGUAUCCUCGCAUCCACUUUCCGCUGGCAACCUACGCUCCAAUUAUUUCUGCCGAGAAGGCUUACCAUGAGCAGCUGUCUGUCUCCGAGAUCACGAACGCCUGCUUCGAGCCCAACAACCAGAUGGUGAAGUGCGACCCGCGCCACGGCAAGUACAUGGCCUGCUGCCUGCUCUACCGCGGCGACGUCGUCCCCAAGGAUGUCCAAUCAGCCAUCGCAGCCAUCAAGAUGAAACGCUCGAUCCAAUUUGUUGACUGGUGUCCGACCGGCUUCAAGGUCGGCAUAAACUAUCAACCACCCACCGUUGUCCCGGGCGGGGACCUCGCUAAAGUCCCUCGUGCUGUCUGCAUGCUGAGCAACACCACCGCAAUCGCUGAAGCCUGGGCGCGUCUUAACCACAAGUUCGACCUGAUGUAUGCGAAGCGCGCCUUCGUGCACUGGUACGUCGGGGAGGGCAUGGAGGAGGGAGAGUUCUCCGAGGCGAGAGAGGAUCUGGCGGCGCUGGAGAAGGACUACGAGGAGGUGGGCACAGAUUCCUUCGAUGAAGAAGACGAAGGAGACGAAUAUUAGAUUAUUAAAAAUCGCAAUCUGUUUAUCGAGCAAUUACAAUAAAUCAAUAAUCAAUAUACAAAUAUACAAAAAUCAAUUACCUAAUUCUGUAAUUUUUCUUCACAUUCAAUUUAGAAAUGGAAUCCUUAUGCAUGCUCGUUCAUUGAUUGGUAAGAGUGUGGAACUCGUAAUACUAGUAUGACAGACAUGUGUUUUUUAUAUUACGUGAUCAUAUUUUAAUAAUAUAAAUCUUCUAAAUUUUUAAAGAAUACUGUCGUUUUAUUAUUUAACACUUCUAUGUGUUGCGCACACAUAAAACAAGUUAAAUCUGGUGGAGGUGAUCACAGGUGAGUAAAACAAACGAUGAUAAGUGCGAAAGAUUCACGAUUUAUUCUAUCGCGAGUUCUGCAUUGAUCUACAAUGAUAUCACUGCUCUUCUAGUUUUACAAUAGUUACGCGAGUGCGAAAACUAGAAAGUGGAUCUUACCGCAGAGCAGAAAACAAGAUGGCUGACGUCGUCGUCAAGACAUGACGCGUACUUACAAUUAUUCAGUCUAGCGUUUGUCGAAUGUUGUACGGUGUUAAUAAAUGUGCUAGAAAAUCGAGA